Hepatospora eriocheir is the source of this 351-nucleotide messenger RNA. The record is from the annotation of a GenBank genome assembly. Lineage: Eukaryota; Fungi; Microsporidia; Hepatosporidae.
AUGCGCCAAGACAAGAUAGAUUUAGAUGAAAGUAAAGAUAAGAUUAUAGAAACAUGCAGCCAGAAAGUAAUUUCACCAGUUGGAUUAAAAAGAAGGCUUUCAACAGAAGCAGAAGGAAAGAAUUCAAAUCAAAGACAAUUAGCAAGAAAAAAGAUUGAUGAAAGACUAUGUUUUUUCUGUGGACGUAGACUUAAGUUUUUCAAUACAUACAAUUGUAGAUGUGGUUAUAAUUUUUGCGUCAAACAUAGAUUCUAUGAUCAACAUUCAUGUUCGUUUGAUUAUAAGACUGAAGCAAAAGCAGUUCUUAAAUCUUCGAAUCCAAAAAUUACAGCAAAGAAAAUUGAAAGAUAA